CCAACUCCGAGCCCCGAGUUUGUAGAUGGGGCUGCUUCGCGGCGCCUGCGGCUGACCGAGACCAGCAGCGGCGGGCGGAGGGGAGCGGAGCGGCAGCGGCGGAGGCGCGGAGGCGGCCGUGGUGCGAGCCGCAAUGCAGCAAGUGUUGGAUAACCUUACGGAGCUGCCCUCAUCUACAGGAGCAGAAGAAAUAGACCUAAUUUUCCUCAAGGGGAUUAUGGAGAAUCCCAUUGUAAAAUCACUUGCUAAGGCUCAUGAGAGGCUAGAAGAUUCAAAACUGGAAGCUGUUAGUGACAAUAACUUGGAAUUAGUCAAUGAAAUUCUUGAGGAUAUCACUCCUCUAGUCAAUGUGGAUGAAAACGUGGCAGAACUGGUUGGUAUACUCAAAGAGCCUCACUUCCAGUCACUCUUGGAGGCCCAUGACAUUGUAGCGUCAAAGUGUUAUGAUUCACCUCCGUCAAGUCCAGAAAUGAAUAAUUCUGUCAAUAAUCAGUUAUUACCAGUAGAUGCCAUUCGUAUUCUUGGUAUUCACAAAAGAGCUGGGGAGCCAUUGGGUGUAACAUUUAGGGUUGAAAAUAAUGACCUGGUAAUCGCCCGAAUCCUUCAUGGAGGCAUGAUAGAUCGACAGGGUCUGCUUCACGUGGGAGAUAUCAUUAAGGAAGUCAAUGGCCAUGAGGUUGGGAACAAUCCAAAGGAGUUACAAGAGUUACUGAAGAACAUUAGUGGAAGCGUCACUCUGAAAAUUUUACCAAGCUAUAGAGAUACCAUCACUCCUCAACAGAGUUGCAUCAAAACGGAGAGGCAGCCAGCACACACCCAUCAGGUAUUUGUGAAGUGUCAUUUUGAUUAUAAUCCAUACAAUGAUAACCUAAUACCCUGCAAAGAAGCAGGAUUGAAGUUUUCAAAAGGAGAAAUUCUUCAGAUUGUAAACAGAGAAGACCCAAACUGGUGGCAGGCUAGCCAUGUAAAAGAGGGAGGAAGCGCUGGUCUCAUUCCAAGCCAGUUCCUGGAAGAGAAGAGAAAGGCAUUUGUUAGAAGAGACUGGGACAGUUCAGGACCUUUUUGUGGAACCAUAAGUAGCAAAAAAAAGAAAAAGAUGAUGUACCUUACAACCAGAAAUGCAGAAUUUGAUCGUCAUGAGAUCCAGAUCUAUGAGGAGGUAGCCAAAAUGCCUCCCUUCCAGAGAAAGACGUUAGUACUAAUAGGAGCUCAAGGUGUGGGACGAAGAAGCUUGAAAAACAGGUUCAUAGUGUUGAAUCCCACUAGAUUUGGAACUACAGUGCCAUUUACUUCACGGAAACCAAGGGAAGAUGAAAAAGAUGGCCAGGCUUAUAAAUUUGUGUCACGUUCUGAGAUGGAAGCAGAUAUUAAAGCUGGAAAAUAUUUGGAACAUGGGGAAUAUGAAGGAAAUCUCUAUGGAACCAAGAUUGAUUCUAUUCUUGAGGUGGUUCAAACUGGACGAACUUGCAUUUUGGAUGUCAACCCACAAGCCCUGAAAGUACUGAGGACGUCGGAGUUCAUGCCCUACGUGGUGUUCAUUGCUGCUCCAGAGCUAGAGACUCUACGCGCCAUGCACAAGGCCGUAGUGGAUGCUGGCAUCACCACCAAGCUUCUGACGGACUCUGACUUGAAGAAAACAGUGGAUGAAAGUGCACGGAUUCAAAGAGCAUACAACCACUAUUUUGACUUGAUCAUCGUAAACGACAAUCUAGACAAAGCCUUUGAGAAGCUACAAACUGCCAUAGAGAAACUGAGAAUGGAGCCCCAGUGGGUCCCCAUCAGCUGGGUCUACUGAUGACUCGAUAAGGUUCACAAUUAAAAUCCAACUUUUAGAAAGUGAUUAUUACCACAAUUAAACCUUCGACUGAGAAUAUAUGUGCGCAGGUGGAAGACGCCUGCCACGUCUAGGCAUUUUUACUGCGUGGGUUGAAAUACCAGUACACCAUUCUGGAUUUUUACAGAAAAUGGGAUUGGGAAGGUGUACUAAUAUAUAAUUUAUCUUAAUUUUUCUAACUUUUUAUGGACAAUCUAUUCAUACCACAUAAAGAAAUGCGUUGAAGCAUUUUGUACGUUUUGUUUUAGUACCCUUGCCUUUUUCAUCAGGAAUUUUCAACUCAUUCAUUGGAACAUUAGUCUCACAUUUUCACUGUGAUGAUAAAUACUUGAAAUAGUUUUGUAAAGUUGUCAUUUGGUCCAAUAUUUAACUAAUGAAAGGAGAAAAUAGUCAUUGGCCUUCUUUCCUAGUCCUGUUUCUUACAGAGGCAGAACUUCGGUGUCAGUGCUGUGGCGAGUCCGUGACCAUCCGAGUCUGACACCGGAAGUCUGCUCGAUGCUACAUGGUUUUGUCACUUCAGAGAUGUCUGGCUCUCCGCCCUGAUUUAUACAGACGCGUUGGCGUUUUCCCCCUUCAUUUCCAGCUGUAGUGAAAAAAAGGAAGAGCAGUACCUGGCACUCUCAUCUGUUGCAAAGACAGGCCGACACUGAGUUAACGUGCACGCAGCAAGCACGUCACGGCGGGGCAGGCUCAGAGAGUGCCUUCCGCAGAACCUUACAGCGGCGUGGCACAGUGCACUGCUUUCCACAGGCAAACAUUGAACUGAGAAAAAUGAACCCGCUUCUUUAGGCAGUUUUUUGGUAGGAUAUGGUCAGCAACUGUAUUAUGCUUCUGCAUAUUUCUGUGAUGCUUAGAAAUGCCUCUGAGUUUGCAGUCUGAAAGAGUUGGUGAACAGUCAGUGUGCUGUUUGAAGGGCGACGUGAUCAUCAAGGUGUUUGUUAGAUUCGUUGUGCUGAGAACCCAGUCCACUGGAUGAUUUUUAAAAUUUGGAAGUAACUGUCAGCUGUUUUAUCUAUAUAUAACGUGUACAUUAUAUAAUAUGUACAUUUGUAUAUAUUAUAUAAUAUAUAUUAAAUCAUAUUUUUUGGUACAUUUCUGUAAGGAAAUGCACUUUUUUGUUUAAUGAUUAGGGAAACAGUUCUCUAGAUGUGUUAAUAUGUACACAUUUCCAAAAUUCACCUUAGCUAAUACCUUCCUUUAGGAUUCUCGGAUGGUAUAAUUUCUUGCUAAAAUGUACUCAGAUGCAGCUCAUCAUUAAACUAAGCCAGCCACAUUUUAUAUUGUUGCUAGAGCUUUUCACAGAAACAGUACUCACAUGUAGAGGGCUAGGUGCUUAAACGUUGGUGGUUGUCUUUGUCAGGUGGCAGGCACCUGGCUGCUGAAUUUGUUUCCCCUCACCAGAGCUGUCGCAGGGAAUGCCAGCGAGGUGCUGGAGGGGGGAAGAAGCGGCUGGCAGUGAGGAGUGAGCACCCUUUGUUUAAAUAAUUUCACAAGGAAACAACUCUCAAGCUGCCGUAUUAAGAUUGAAAGUCCAUAGGUAUUUUUUAAUUCCAGAUUUCAUAUCCAGAACACAAAUUCACGUUCUUUGUCCUAGGAUAGGAAAUUGGUGGCAAAAUGGAUCACACUAUUUUAAUAACUUUGGUACCUUUUAAACCUCAUAUAUUUACAUCACAGUAUUGGCUUCUCAGAGCAACAUGAGUCAAAGCACAGUCCUGAGGCAAUGUCCUGUGACUUAGUGCUUCAACGCACUGUAAAUGUUAAGAGAAAUUCCAUUUCCACAUCCUCUGGUGUGCCUUCAUCUUUGAACAACUUUGGGAUUCUUGGAGACAAACACUUUGGAUUUGUGAACAGACAGUUUAUCCACAAAUUAUUUCAACUGUCUUGGCAAAUAGAGAUAAUUUCUACAUCAAAUGUAUUUUUAGCUGUAUCAGGUGGUAUAAAAAUGCAUAUUAUUUAGAAAACAGUCAAUACAUAAAGGAGUUAUUUCUAUUAUAAAUGGUACUCAUCACUAACUAUUUAGUUAAUACAUACUAGAUCCCUCCUAAUAUGAAAUAAAAUGAUGUCGUUAAGUUCAUUUCAGACUAGAUGCCAGAACUGAAGAAAAUACAAUUAGAAAGUGACUUCAUUGUAUCUCAAUAAGUAGUCAUUGAACCUGAAACUCAAGUCCCAUCUGAGUCUUUGGGAACCAGCAGAGCUCUGCUGGUCAGGGAGUCCCAGUGGCCCCAGGGUUCUCCCACAGCAGUGAGAGAGCACCACUGUGAUCAAGGGCUUCUGUUGUGGAAGAGGGCUCAGGUAAUUAGCUUUACCGACGAGAGCAUGGUUUAAAGUAAUGUUUAAUAAUUGGUAAUAGUUACAGUACACACACAUGUGCUCUUGCUUUGGGGAAACAUGAUGUGCCAUUCCUUUUGGGCAGGUGAGUAUCUGCAUUCGGAUUCAGGGCAUGACUAUUUAUGUACAACUAAAUAUAUAUAUAUAUAUUUUCAAAUGUACAAAUACCCAGAGGUGAUAUCUCUGGGUAAGUAAUUUAACGUUAACUAGUGGAAUACCAGGUCUGUCCAGAAAAAGUCCAGCCAUUGUUAACCUAAUGAGAACAGUUUGUGCAACAUCAAUGUAAUCUGGCAGCUAAGGAGAGUGGACUGAAAUGUGCAUGAGGAGCAAUGUCAACUUCACUGUAACAGUCAGUGAGGGCGGUAGACACUGUUGAGUGAGCAUGUGUACUGUGUGGCCACCACAUUCAAAAUGAGCAAGUACAACGAUGAACCUGCAUCAAAUUUUGCGUUAAACUUGAACAUUCCUCCACAGAAACUAUUUGAAUGAUUCAGAAGCCCACAGCUGUGGGCAGCUGUGAUUGGCAGCUUCAUCACAACAACGCAGCCACUCACACAUCACAUUUCAUGAAGAGGUUUUUGGUGAAACAUCAGAUCACCCAAGUGACUCAGCCCCCCAUAGCCCAGAUGUGGCAUCCCGCAACUACUGGCUUUUCCCAAAACUAAAAUCGCCUUUGAAAGGGAAGAGAUUUCAGACCAUCAAUGAGAGUCAGGAAAAUAUGACGGGGCAGCUGAUGGCGAUUGGGAGAACUGUGUGAGGUCCCAAGGUGCCUGCUUUGAAGGGGACUGAGGCAUCAUUGUCCUAUGUACAGUGUUUCUUUCAUCUUGUAUCUUCUUCAAUAAAUGUCUCUAUUUUUCAUAUUCCAUGGCGGAUACCUUCUGGACAGACCUUGUAUAUGUGAAGUGCUGUAAGUAGAAUUUCACCUUCAUUAUAGCCAUGCCUGAUUUUGCUGUCUCUGUUUCUAUAUGAUGCUUGGGUAAUAAUAUCAAAUAUCCAAUAUUUCAAGACUUGAUUUAGUUUUGCCAACUUUAACUAUACAAUCGCUGAACAUAGCUUACUGAAAAAUCAUUAUCAUAAACCCAAAGUGACUACACCUAUAGUAACUUGAACCCCAGAUUCGAAGCUAGUAAAACUUAUUUGUAAUUGCUUAUAAGGACAAGUUUUCCUUAAAAAAGAAAAUUGAUUAUUAGUACAAAUUGAGGAAAUGCAAACUAGCAAAAAAAUACAAUAAUAUGGCAUUAUAGAUUAUGGCCAGUUCCAGAUACUUUGACCAUAAUAUCCCAGUGACAAAAGGUGAUCUUUAAAAACUUAUUAAAUUGGUAUUUAUUUUUUAUGUAUAACAAGUGUCAUGAUCAUGAUUGGGCUUGAUUCUCAAGAUGGAUAGCCAUGGGGUUAGGUGUAAUUAUUUUGAAUUGCUAAAGUUUGAAAAUUGGUCAAAAUAAUGAUCUGCUUACAUUAUGCUUUUACAACUUCUGAAACAACACUCCGAAUUCCAGAAAUCACAGGCUAGAGAGCCAGUAAUUUUGUAGUAAUGAGCCUUUAUACUAAAUAUAGAAAAAGCAAUCCCAAAAUUUUAUGUAUAUAGACAACAGGUCAUUUUUUAAAUGUUUGAGUCACCGUAUAUAUAAUAUAUAUAUAAGCUAUGUGUAUAAUAUGUAAAAUUCUUCCAAAAUACAUGAACAAUAAAACUAAAUAUAUUCACCCAUAUAAUUAUAACUAGUGUUCUUAAAUUUUACUUUCUAAAUGUCUUUUAAUUCAACUUUUUAAAUUUUUAAUUACUCCCCAAUUCUUGUACAUUCUGGAACUUUUUUCACAUUGUUCAAAAGGGCUUUAGUUUUUGCCUUGAGUCAGAUACUAAUCUCCUUUUUGAUAAAUGACGUAUUAAGCCCAUAAAAUUAUCAUUAUAACUUAAUUUCCUUAAGGAAAAAAGGAGAGUCCUGGGUGAAAACCUCUUGGGAAAUGCUUAUUUAAGCCUUCCAAUGAAUUGGUGAUACGGUUCAGGCUUAAAGAUUGUGGUGCCUGCUCUCCUCUUGUUUCAAAGGAUGUGCUGUGAGAAUCCAUGUAAUAACAUCUGUGAUGUACUUUGAGUUCUCCGGACAAAUGCAGUAUUUUAAAUGAUAUGAUUAUUUUAUAGAGUACAAGUGAAUAUUAUUUAUAGGCUUAAGAAUACCAUUGACUAGUAAUUCACCAUCAUAUCAGUUUUUAUGUAAAUAUAUAUUGUAUUCCUGAGGAAGAUAACAAUUCUAUAAUUUUUUAAGGUAAGAUUAUUUUUAAAUGUGUUUUUGUUAGCUUCAAGUUUUAUUCAUUUAAAAAAUAUUUCCCAUAAGUUGUCAUGUUACUUUCUGUGUUCCUGGAAUGAUUUAGUGCACAGAAUCAAAAAUGAGUCCUUAGUCCACCAGAAAGUAAAGGAAGCGAUGAUACCGAAUUUCUGAGGUAAGAAUUUAAAAGCCUAGUUUGCACUUCUGCAAUGCACUGCACUGCUUUCUUUAAAAUAGUCUCCCUUUUGGUAAAAACAGAGAUGAUAUGCUCUGGCUGAGAUAGAAUUCUGACCAUGUGACCUUUGGCAAAACGUGUAUAUCUCUUUACUUUUAAUAUUCCAUUUGUUAAAUAAGGCUACCUUAACAUUUGUCUUCAGCUUAAAGUACGAGAAGUAAUUUGGAACUCUGAUGUGGUACAUGCUGAACUACAAAGUCUUGAUUACGCUACUUUAUCUGUUUAUUGUAUGUAUGUGCUUACAUUGAGGUUAAUUAUCUUUAGUUCUUUUCAAGUGUACGUCUUUCAGAGGUAACAGUGAAUGGUGCACAGCAUUCAGGACUCUUAUCUCCAUGUUGGGCCCUGAGGACGCAGUUCCCGCCUGGAAGAUGGUCGGUUUCGCUCUCUUAGUGGCUCUGGGCAAAUGGUCCAUUUCGGUUUGAAUCCCAUUCCAGGUCCAACCAGGCCGCGCACAGGUCAAACUAAGUAAGCAAUCCAGUGCUCUAUUACAUCAGCAGGCACCCUGAUCUUUGCCCCGUAAAGCGGCCCUACCCUGUUAUUAGAGCCUGAGAUUGAUCACGGCAGCCCAUACUGUCUAACUGAUAGUAUUGUAUAAAGUUUAAACGGUGUCUGUUUCUGGUGGACCUCUAAUCGGAAUGCUUUCUACAUUCUCCUUCUGAUUGACCCAUGGCUGCUGGCUGGCUGAGGAUGCGGUGUUGUGAUGGUCGGUCUAGCCUGCCUCCACACACCAGAGUCAGCUGGAAAGGACACCCCGCUCUCUUGCUCUUUUUUUUUUUAACUGCUAGCUUUUACGUUUUCUAAUCUCCAGCACAAACUGAAUGACCACAUCUACAGCUAACGUAAAUGCUGCGUAUAACUUGAGAGAUGGAAUCACUGAAUGCUUGUAAACCUGUCUUGAGUCCCACCAAAUAGGCUACAUAGAGCAGAAGCCCAAAGGUCUUAUUUUGAAAGUUGGGAAUUGAGGUCUUUAUUGUACUUCCGAAACAGCAAGCCCUGGGUGGAAACAUAAAUCUGACAGGCCAUACCAGAAAUCUUGCUUUCCUCAUCCCAGUCAAGGUGACCUGGGAGCUUGGAGGAAGAGGAAAAAUGCACAACAUUAAAAACUCCUCAGCUGGAAGUUCCCAGCAUUAAACCCGAGGUCAUGUAAAAUAUGUGGUUUUCCUCUUUAAAUAGGAGAGACAGGCAGCAGCGUAAGUCACAUUGCUCAGAACACGGGAAGGUUGCUCUGGUGAAUGCGGUCCAAGUGAGGAAUGCCAUGUCUUUUCAGAUAGAGCCAGACUGGAGGACCAGCUCAUUUCCAUCUGUGGUGGAAAUGCAAGAUGAGUGUUUCCUUUGGCUGUAUGCUGUCUCACAAAGGGCUCCUGUCUCUUCGGUAGCAUUGACUGUCAGGGAAGUGGUAUCUUGGACUUGGCUGUAGAUGAGUGGGCACUAGGGUUUGGCAACUAUUGUCAUUUUCUGCAUAAUGUGUUAAGCUCUGUUAGAGGCUGUGAUGAGUAUUUGUUGUAAAAUCCUUGCUUCAGGGGACUUUUUUUUCCCUCCAUUUCAUUUUGGUACAUCUUUAUUUUGAGCACAAAUGCAUGCUCUUUUUAACCUCUAUGAAAUGAUUGUAGAAUUUUUUUAAUGGAGGACAAAAUCUUGUUAGCAACCUAAAAAUCAAAGCUGAACAAGCUGCUGAAGUAAGUUUCUGAUGAAAAAUAUUUAAAAAUAAAAAUUGCUUCUGCUUUCCAAGUAAUUGUAUUGCUAAUUCCUGUGUAAAAGAAACUAUCCUUGUAUAAAUAAAGUUUUCCUGUAGUA
This is a messenger RNA of Phyllostomus discolor (pale spear-nosed bat), 8449 nucleotides long. It is a transcript of the gene PALS2, whose product is annotated as membrane palmitoylated protein 6. Gene Ontology annotation, molecular function: protein binding. The transcript is spliced from 13 exons. Gene Ontology annotation, cellular component: cell-cell junction; plasma membrane. NCBI's taxonomy places the organism in Eukaryota, Metazoa, Chordata, Mammalia, Chiroptera, Phyllostomidae. The coding region runs from base 134 to 1795 and encodes 553 amino acids. The record is from RefSeq and is a predicted model, not a curated record.